AUGUGUCGUCAACAAGAAAUUGAAGAGAAACUCAUAGAGGAAGAAACUGCUCGAAGAGUGGAAGAGCUUGUGGCUAAACGUGUAGAAGAAGAGUUGGAGAAAAGGAAGGAUGAGAUUGAGCGAGAGGUUCUCCGCAGGGUGGAGGAGGCUAAGCGCAUCAUGGAAAAACAGUUGCUCGAAGAACUCGAGCGACAGCGACAAGCUGAACUUGCAGCACAAAAAGCCAGAGAGGAAGAAGAGCGUGCAAAGCGUGAGGAACUAGAGCGAAUACUAGAAGAGAAUAAUCGAAAAAUUGCAGAAGCACAAGCUAAACUGGCUGAAGAACAAUUGAAAAUUGUUGAAGAACAAAGAAAGAUUCAUGAGGAGAGGAUGAAACUAGAGCAAGAGAGACAACGUCAGCAAAAGGAAGAGCAAAAAAUUAUCCUGGGCAAAGGAAAGUCUAGGCCAAAACUGUCCUUCUCACUAAAAAGCCAGGAUUAAAUUGCAACUCUGAACUCUUAAAAGAAAAAAAGAAGCAAACAAACAAAAAAACGACAAAAAGGCAAAACGAAAAAAAAAACUUUGUAUGGUAGCUUCAUGUUGAAGUGUCUUGGAAAUCAAGUUAGGGUAGAAAUGUAUCUUAAUUUUUUUUUUUUUUUUUUUUUUGGUCUUUUUUGAAAGUCUGGAAAGUUAGCUUGUUCUAAUAGGGGCUGUGCUCUGCAAUUCUUAAUUUUUUUAAACUUCCAUUAAGUUAAACCCUUACCAGAUCAUUGAUGCCUUUUAGAGGAUUUCUCACCAAUUUUGUUUCUGUAUUAGUGGUCUGAAGCAGAUCAGGUCGCUUUAUGACUUGUGGAUGAUCUGAUAAGGUUUUACUGACCUACUCAUCAGAGUUUGACUCUGAUAAUUGACAGAACUUUAUACUGGGUAUUGCUGACUUUUUUUUUUUUUUUUUAAAGUCAGUAAAUACAUGAGUAAAUUGCCAUAGUAUUACUGGACCUCUGUGGUUUAUUGUUAAAUCAGUGUCCUAUGAUACUGUCCCAUUGUUGCGCUUGAUGUUCCUGAUACAGGUAAGGAAAUAGUUUGUCAUUACUGCCUCGAGUACAUAGAGAGAGUUCAGUAUUGUCUCUGUUAGAUUUGUUUUUAUUACAUUGACAGCAUUCAACCAGCGUUCCCCAUUGUGUAAAUAAACCAAUUUGCUGAAUAAAGUGAAAGUCUUAAAUUCAUA
Molecule: messenger RNA, 1204 nt
Organism: Pelecanus crispus (Dalmatian pelican)
Lineage: Eukaryota; Metazoa; Chordata; Aves; Pelecaniformes; Pelecanidae
Source: RefSeq, a predicted model, not a curated record